Amphibalanus amphitrite is the source of this 1504-nucleotide messenger RNA. Its product is annotated as probable phosphoserine aminotransferase. Gene Ontology annotation, biological process: L-serine biosynthetic process. Gene Ontology annotation, molecular function: O-phospho-L-serine:2-oxoglutarate transaminase activity; pyridoxal phosphate binding. Gene Ontology annotation, cellular component: cytoplasm. The record is from RefSeq and is a predicted model, not a curated record. The transcript has 9 exons. The coding region runs from base 18 to 1214 and encodes 398 amino acids. Lineage: Eukaryota; Metazoa; Arthropoda; Thecostraca; Balanomorpha; Balanidae.
CCCGAUACCCGAGCCCCAUGGACAGGUGGCGCCGCGCGGCGGCCAGCGCCGGAAGCUGGCGGCGCGGCGGCUCGGCGCAGGGGGGCGGUCGGGCCGGCCGGCCGGACGCGCUGCCGGCUGAGGACGGGGACGGGCCGGCCGGCGAUCGGACGGUCACAGACGGAGCCGCACCGGGACCCCAGCCGCCGCACAGCGCCAUGGAGCAGCCGAUCGUGUUCUUCGGGCCGGGCCCGUCCAAAAUCCCCGACCAGGUGCUGGAGAGGGUGCAGGCCGAGCUGCUCAACUAUGCCGGCACUGGCGUCAGUGUGAUGGAGAUCAGCCACAGGUCGGCCGAGUUCCAGCAGAUCAUAUCGGGCACAGAGACCCGGCUACGGCGGCUGCUCCACAUCCCGGACAACUACCGGGUGCUGUUUGUGCAGGGCGGUGCCACCGGCCAGUUCGCCGCCGUGCCGCUCAACCUCUGUGUCAACGGAAAGGCCGACUAUUUCAUCACAGGCACAUGGUCGAAGAAGGCGGCGGCCGAGGCGGCCCGAUACCUGGACAUGCAGCCCGUGCUGCCGGCCACAGAGAAAUUCCUCGGCAUCGCCGGCCGAGACCAGUGGCGGCUGAGGCCGGACGCCGACUACGUCUACUACUGUGACAACGAGACCGUCGAGGGCGUCGAGUUCCAGGAGGUGCCCGACACCGGGGACGUGCCUCUGGUGGCCGACAUGUCGUCCAACAUCCUCACACGGCCCAUAGACGUCAGCAAGUUUGGCGUGAUAUUCGCCGGCGCUCAGAAGAACAUGGGUCCGGCCGGACUGACAAUAGUCAUCGUGCGUGAGGACCUGCUGGGCCGCGGUCUGCCCGUCUGUCCGUCAGUUCUCAGCUACAGCACAAUGGCCAAGGCUGGAUCUUUGUAUAACACACCUCCUUGCUUCAACGUAUACGUGACGGGCAAGGUGCUUGACUGGGUCGAGGAGCAGGGUGGAGUCGAGGAGAUGUCAAAGAGAAGCGACACCAAGGCCAAGCUCAUCUACACCGCCGCUGACCAGUCAGACGGUUUCUACGUGGCGCCCGUGGACGGGGCUGCCCGGUCCCGAACGACGGUUCAACUGCGAAUCUCAGCGGGAGCAGAGCUGGAGAAAAAGUUCCUCAAAGAGGACCGAGGAGGUCGGCUUCAAAAGCCUCAAAGGCCACCGAUCGGUAGGAGGACUGCGAGUAGCGCUCUUUAACGCGCUCACCGUACCGCAGAUCGAGAAGCUGGUCAAGUUCCUCGGCCAGUUCGCCACCCAGAACCGGGGCUGACCGGUGUCCCCCUCCCCUCUCCCCGUCCCUGGAGGAUGACUGGCCGGCACAGACGCCCGCGGCUCUGGCCAGCACGUGUCUAACAUCUGCCGGCUGGCGCACAGCCCGGCUGCCACCCGGGAUCGCGGCUGAUCUGUGUAUAUCUCCGCCGUCACAGCGCCCACGAAACAGGCACCGCCGCCCGCCAUCACCCGACCCAAUAAACUUCAUCGAAGGA